ACCGGACUUGGGAGCGGAGCGGGAAGCGGGCCCAUGGCCUCUGCCAGCAUCGACAUCGAGGACGCGACCCAGCACCUGAGGGACAUCCUCAAGCUGGACCGGCCGGCAGGUUCAGUGAACGAAAACCAGAGGCCACCCAACUCGUUCAACGGGGACUUGAAUGGGCUGCUGGUGCCAGACCCCGUUGCAGCUGGCGAUGGAGCUCCCUUGGCUAAGCCAAUGCUCCGAACUGUUCCUCUGGGAACCCUGCAGGAGAAGCAAGUCAUCUGCCUUUCUGGAGAUGACAGCUCCACCUGCGUGGUGAUAGCGGCAAAAGACGUGGAGAUUGUGGCCAGCAGUGACUCUAGCAUCACCAGUAAGGCCAGAGGGAGCAACAAGGUAAAAAUACAGCCAGUAGCCAGGUAUGACUGGGAGCAGAAAUACUACUAUGGCAACCUGAUAGCUGUAUCAAACUCCUACCUGGCAUAUGCCAUUAGAGGUGCCAGCAAUGGCUCGGCUAUGGUGCGGGUGCUGAGCAUCAGCACUGCCGAGCGGACCUUGCUGAAAGGCUUCACGGGCGGCGUGGCAGACCUGGCUUUCGCCCAUCUCAACUCCAACCAGCUGGCCUGCCUGGACGAGGCUGGCAACCUCUUUGUCUGGGGCCUGGCCAUGGACAAUGGGAAAAUCCAAGAGGAGAUCUUGGUGAACAUAAAACGACCUGAGGGCACCCCGCUGAACAGCUUCCGGAGAAUCAUAUGGUGCCCCUUCAUCCCAGACGAGAAUGAGGAGAGCGGUGAAGAGGGCAGCCAAACAUUGGCAUUGCUGCACGAGGACAGGGCAGAGGUUUGGGAUCUGGAUAUUAUCCGAGCCAACAACAGUUCCUGGCCGGUGGAGGUGACUAACAUCAAAGAGGGCUUCAUUGUGGUGAAAGGCCACAGCACGUGCCUGAGCGAGGGAGCGCUCUCUCCAGAUGGGACUGUCUUGGCCACAGCAAGCCACGAUGGCUAUGUCAAAUUCUGGCAGAUCUACAUAGAGGGGCAAGAUGAGCCAAGGUGCCUGCAUGAAUGGAAGCCCCAUGACGGCAGGCCGCUCUCCUGCCUGCUCUUCUGUGAUAAUCACAAAAAACAAGACCCAGAGGUUCCUUUCUGGAGGUUUCUCAUCACUGGAGCGGAUCAGAACCGAGAGCUGAAGAUGUGGUGCACCGUUUCUUGGACCUGUCUGCAAACUGUCCGCUUUUCCCCUGACAUCUUCAGUUCCAAGAGUGUUCCCCCCAGUCUGAAAGCCUGCCUGGACCUCUCUGCCGAAUUCCUGAUACUGAGCGACGUGCAGAGAAAAGUCCUGUAUGUGAUGGAGCUUUUGCAGAACCAGGAGGAGGGCAGAGCUUACUUCAGCUCCAUCUCGGAGUUCCUCCUCACCCACCCGGUCCUGAGCUUCGGCAUCCAGGUGGUGAGCCGCUGCCGGCUGCGGCACACGGAGGUCCUCCCAGCUGAAGAGGAAAGCGACAGCCUGAGCACAGAAGGGGCUCAGGGGGCUGGGGCUGUGGAAUCGGCGGCGGGUGUGCUGAUCAAGCUCUUCUGCGUCCACACCAAGGCCCUGCAGGAUGUGCAGAUCCGAUUCCAACCUCUUCAUAGUCCAGAUGUGGCUGCACCGAUCCCUCCCCACGGCUCCCAUGAAGAUUUCGCGUUUCCAGACCACCUGGCUGACCUGGGCGCAGAAGGGCUGGGAUCGGAGAAGGGGUCCGUCCAUGGCUCCCAACCAGACUUACGGCGCAUUGCAGACCUGCCUGUGCCAGCGGAUUUUCUUGCCCUCUCCAACGAUGCCAAACCCAAGCUGAUGACCCCAGAUGCGUUCAUGACCCCAAGCACAUCUCUUCAGCAGAUUGCCAUGUCGCCGGGAAGCAGCGUCAGUUCCCUGACUGCAGUCACAGCCAUGAGCAGCGCUUCCGUCACUGACCCCGCUGUGCCCAGGCCAUCUGAGGACCUGACUUUGAGCCCAAAGAUGCAGUUGGACACCAGCCUGACGCUGAGCAGCAGUAGCAGCAGUCUCCAGACGAGUCCUAGGAACCAUUCGGUCCUUAUCCCUGGACUCCCUGACAAGCUGACCCCAAAGGCCCCUGUCCCGGUCACUCCAGCAAACCCCCCUCUGGCUCUGGAGCUGCAGGAAGUGGAGCCCCUUGUGGUAGCCCAGGCCUCACCCACCCGUGAGCGCUCCCCGGACGUCAUUUCCUCGGCCUCCACGGCCAUGUCCCAGGACAUCCCAGAGAUCGCCUCUGAGACGCUGCAGCGCAGCUUUGCCGCAGCCCCGGCCGGGCUCCCUGCAGAGGUGCUGGAGCCCAACCACCAUGCGGACAGCAUGGCCUCGGCCGCCUCGGCCUUGCACUUGCUGUCCCCGCGGAACCGGCACAGCUCCGAGCACAGCCAGCACUCCCUCGACAUGGCCCCCGUGGAGGUGGACAGGCUGACCACACCCUCGUUACUGGAGACUGCUUUAACUCAGGAAAAUGCAUCUUCCAACAGCGUCGUGAGCCAGCCGUGGCCAGCGGCCCCCGACAUCACCAGGGAAACCAGGAACAGCAUAGCAGACAGCCCAAGGGAUGACAUUGCAGAGAAGCACAAGAGCUCUUCCUAUCACAGGCACAGCUACCACCUGCUGCAGCAUGACAGCCAGGAUGCCAGUGCAGAGCAAAGUGACCAUGAUGAUGAAGUUGCAAGUUUGGCUUCUACAUCAGGCGGGUUUGGUGCCAAAGCAUCUGCACAGAGGCUGCCUGUGAAGGACUGGAAAGCCAAGGUGUCCCCUCGGGCUUCCCCCAAGCUCAAACGGAAGGGCAAGAAAGAUGACGGGGAUGUGACCCAGUCCCCGAGGUCAUGUGAUCGCCAGGUGACCGCCGAGUGCCAGGAUGAGCUGAUGUCUCUGCUGCGGAGCCAACAGAGGGAGCUCACGGAGCUGAGACAGAACCAGAUGGAACUAAUGCAGAGACUCACUGACCACCUGGAUGCUGUGCAGAGCUCCCUCAUGGGUCACAUGGAACGAGUGAUUGAUUCUCAGCAAGAACAAGAGCGCAUUUCCAAGAGCCUGGACCCUGUCACUAGCCAGCUGAGCAAUACGAUUGCCGCCAAGCUCACGGCCGUCGAGGGGACAUUGAAGGAAAACGUCACCAAGCUAGUGAAAUCAAAGAACCUGACAGAUGCCAUUGCGAGGGCAGCGGCGGACGCUCUGCAGGGGCCCAUCCAGUCGGCGUACAGGGAGGCGUUCCAGAGCGUUGUGUUGCCGGCGUUUGAGAAGAGCUGCCAGUCCAUGUUCCAGCAAAUCAACGACACCUUCAAGCAGGGGACGCAGGAAUAUAUCCAGCAGCUGGAGACUCACAUGAAGAACAAGAAGGCGCGAGAGCAGGAGGCUCGAGACUCCUUGCUGGGCCAGCUCCGGCAGCUGAUCAGCACCUUCCAGAGCAGCACAGAGCAGCUAGCCUCCAGCAUCACCACCAGCGUGCACACCGAAGUGCAGCAUCAGCUGCACGUCAUUGUGGGCAACAUGCAGGACUCUAUUCUGACCCAGGUGCAGAGGGUCAUCAAGGGCGAGGUGAGCCUGGCCAUGAAGGAGCAGCAAGCGGCCGUCACCUCGAGCAUCGUGCAGGCCAUGCGCUCCGCAGCAGGCACGCCCAUCCCCUCUGCUCACCUGGACUUCCAGUCUCAGCAGACUCACGUCCUGCAGCUGCUGCAGCAGGGCCGCCUCAACCAGGCUUUCCAGCAGGCUCUCACGGCAGCUGAUCUGAACCUGGUCCUGUACGUCUGUGAGACGAUGGAUCCUCAGCAGGUGUUUGGACAGCACCCAUGUCCGCUCUCCCAGCCCGUCCUCCUGUCUCUCAUUCAGCAGCUCUCCUCGGAUCUGGGCACCCGCACCGAACUGAAACUGAACUACCUGGAGGAGGCCGUGAUGCACCUGGACCACAGUGACCCCAUCACCCGAGACCACAUGGGGUCGGUCAUGAACCAGGUGCGGCAGAAGCUCUUCCAGUUCCUGCAGGCGGAGCCCCACAACACCCUGAGCAAGCCGGCCCGCCGCCUCAUGAUCAUGCUUCAGGGCCUGGUCACCCCCAGCAUGACCUAACGGCGCCCGGCUGCCCUGCGGGUUGCUGCACGGGAGCCUGCCCUGCAGAGCCAGUAGUUACUAACCCCGUGUGGCUUGUGUUAAGAGCUCUUGCCAGGUAAAUGUGUGGUGUCGCUAAGGCUAACGCCAGCUGUGUAUAGCCCCAAAUAAUCACUCCACGCUCACUUGGCUUCUUUUCUUAAACAGCCUCUUCUGGGAGCGCUGGGCCUCUCGGCACCCACCCCCGUCCGUCCCUGAGUCACCACCACCUGUCACACGGCAGCACGGCCAUUCCAUUGCUUCCCCCUUGAGUUGGGCGUUUGCUCCCAGGAGUGGAGGAGAGGGGAGCGGGGAUGGGGCUGUGAGCUGGGCACGCAUUCCUCACUCCCGGGAGGGGGCCCCAGGCUGAAGUCCAGGAGCCCACAGAA
Messenger RNA from Terrapene triunguis (Three-toed box turtle), 4490 nucleotides. RefSeq names its product enhancer of mRNA-decapping protein 4. Gene Ontology annotation, biological process: deadenylation-independent decapping of nuclear-transcribed mRNA. NCBI's taxonomy places the organism in Eukaryota, Metazoa, Chordata, Testudines, Emydidae. Bases 34 to 4083 code for a protein of 1349 amino acids. Gene Ontology annotation, molecular function: protein binding. The record is from RefSeq and is a predicted model, not a curated record. The transcript has 28 exons. Gene Ontology annotation, cellular component: P-body.